This is a messenger RNA of Rhincodon typus (whale shark), 8360 nucleotides long. Its product is annotated as sodium-dependent neutral amino acid transporter B(0)AT2-like. Lineage: Eukaryota; Metazoa; Chordata; Chondrichthyes; Orectolobiformes; Rhincodontidae. The record is from RefSeq and is a predicted model, not a curated record. Gene Ontology annotation, biological process: sodium ion transmembrane transport. The transcript is spliced from 12 exons. Gene Ontology annotation, cellular component: membrane. The coding region runs from base 121 to 2181 and encodes 686 amino acids.
GUCCUGCCUCAUUACUAUAGCUCUUCAUUCUCAAGCUUCAGUCCUGAUGCAGGCUGCAAAAAUACUGCCAGUGCUGUUUGGACACGGCUCAUCAUUUCACCACAUUCACCCUGUGCUCUGAUGGAAAAGAACAAGACGGACUCUCAGAGUGUGGACGUGACCGAGUCCAAUGCAGGACUUGUGCUGGAUGAGCCUUCCAGACCUACAUGGGGAAGUAAGCUGCAGUAUAUUCUCGCCCAGGUGGGAUUCUCUGUGGGACUGGGAAAUGUCUGGAGAUUCCCCUACCUGUGCCAUCAGAAUGGGGGUGGAGCUUUCCUUUUUCUUUACCUGAUCCUGCUGGUGGUGAUGGGAAUCCCAUUGUUUUUUCUGGAAUUGGCAGCCGGACAGAGUAUCCGACAGGGCAGUAUUGGAGUCUGGAAACAUAUCAACCCACGGCUUUGUGGGAUUGGGUUUGCGAGCUGUGUGGUUUGUUCCCUUGUCUCCCUCUAUUAUAAUGUCAUCAUCGGCUGGAGUCUAUUUUACUUUGGUCACUCCUUCCAGUAUCCACUGCCCUGGGAAUCCUGUCCCACUCUCGCCAACCAGACAGCAGCAGUCACUGAGUGCCUGGAGAGUUCCGCCACAACUUAUUUCUGGUACCGUGAGGCCUUGAACAUAACUGACUCUAUCAGUGUCAGUGGAGGGCUGGAUGCCACCAUGACAGGUUGCCUGCUCGCUGCCUGGGUUAUUGUGUGUCUCGCCAUGAUCAAAGGAAUCAAAUCCUCUGGGAAGGUGAUGUACUUCAGCUCCAUCUUCCCAUACGUGGUGCUUUUCUGUUUCCUCAUUCGAGGUCUCCUUCUGGAAGGUUCCAUAGAUGGAAUUCGCUACAUGUUUACUCCUAAGGUUGAGAUCUUGAUCGAUACCCAAGUAUGGCGACAAGCUGCUACCCAAGUGUUCUUUGCCCUGGGCCUAGGCUUUGGAAGUGUUAUUGCUUAUUCCAGCUACAAUACCCGCACCAAUAAUUGCCAUUUUGAUGCUUUCCUUGUCUCCUUCAUCAACUUCCUGACAUCUGUGUUUGCUACGUUAGUUGUUUUUGCGGUGCUAGGAUUCCGGGCUAACGUACUCACUCAGAAAUGUGUGGCAAGGAACAGCCUCAGAGUGAUUGACCUGAUUGAUAAUGGAGUUUUGAACAGGAGUUUAAUUCCAGAAUCUCUCAACUUUUCGACUGUAUCAAAUCAGCAAUACAGAGAGUGGUUUGACUCGGUGAGAUCAGUAUUAAUCCCUCAUCAUAUCCAACAAUGCAAACUCGAACAAGAAAUGCAAAAGGGUGUCGAGGGAACAGGCCUCGCCUUCAUCGCUUUCACAGAAACUAUCACACACUUCCCUGCCUCACCAUUUUGGUCUAUCCUGUUUUUUCUAAUGUUGCUAAAUUUGGGUAUGAGCACAAUGUUUGGAAACAUGCAAGGAAUUCUCACUCCCCUGCUUGACAACUUCUCCUGUCUGGCUAGGAGGAAGUCCAUUUUCACAGUGGUCUGCUGCAUACUGGGGUUUGUUAUUGGAAUGAUAUUUACACAGCGUUCUGGAAACUAUUUUGUGACCAUGUUUGAUGAUUACUCUGCGACACUGCCUCUGAUCGUAGUGGUUCUGUUUGAGCUGAUUGCUGUGGCGUGGGUCUACGGAGCUGACAGGUUUAUAGAUGAUAUCCAGGCUAUGAUUGGUCACCGUCCUGUUGUUCUAUACAAGUACCUGUGGAAGUUUGUAUGUCCCAGCAUAAUGGUUGCUCUGCUGUUGGCUAGUCUGAUUCGCAUGUGCAUCAAGCAUCCACAAUAUCAAUCAUGGAACCAAGAGAAGGCAGAGGAGAUACUGCUGGACUACCCUGGUUGGGCAUUAGCCAUGAUGAUCCUCCUGAUCAUCUUCGCUUGUCUGCCCAUCCCCCUCAUGUACAUCCAGUACAUGGUGCAGGACAGGCUGAAUAGAAACACGGCCUACACAGAGUGUGUCUACAUCAGGGGCGAUGAAGAUAAUGAACCCACCCUCCCUGUGAAUGGGAAUGAGGAAGUGGAACCUGGGAGAAAUGGCUAUCUGAAGGUUGAGACUGACGAGGAAGGGCUGGAAAGAGCAGAGCUGCUGGCAGAAGAGGAGGACGCACUUGAAAUGGAUGACAUGUCACAUGACAAAAAAGAUGAAUUGAGUAUCAAAGCCUAGUAACUCCCAUGGAGUUCAUUUGCCCAUUUUAGAUACUAUCCUUGAGCCUUCAAUAUUUUUAAAAAACAAAAAUAUGCUGCAAACAUUUUUAACAACUAACUACAAGAGCAAACUCUGUCUUUUAAUGAGGUGCUCAUCUGUCUGAGUGGGUGCUAAUUUUUCUAAAGUACGUAAUGGAACACUGGCUUGUUUGACAAGCUCUGGUUAUACUGAAAUUUGCGACCUGAAAUCACCAAACUGGAAUUAAUUUGAAUUUUUAAAAAUUCACCAACAAUGCAAAAAAUCCUGAUGAAGAAUUCACAAGUUAUCAGAAAGGAAAUAGUAUUAACUCUCAAUCAGUUGGGAGUUACGUGUGAAAUGGGGCUGGGGUGUGAAGUGGGGAGAUAGAUGUUUGGGAUAGGGAUUGUGAGUAACGAUUGGGAGUAACUGGGCAGUUGGGAAUGAGAUGGGGUGGGUGGGAAGGUUAUAGCAACACUUCAACGUGGGAGCCUACCUGAUCAAGUAUUCAGACAGUCGGCUGGGACACUUGAGCAAAAUGUAUUGAUCUCAGCAAAAGAAAACAUCUGCCUUAUGCGACCAAGAAGAUGCAGGCAAGGCUCUGGGUACCAGCCACGGAGAGAAACAGAACAUUGAGAGUCGAAGAGAGCAGCAAGUUUCCAUGUAGUUCUAGAUCUCACGGCAGCAUAACUGGGAGCAUUGCCAAGGGUGAUUCAACGUACUGAGCAGAAUUCUGGGCUCCCAUUAACCUCGUGCUUGUCUGUACCUCUCUAACUGUGAUAUUGAUGUGGAGGUGCCAGGGUUGGACUGGGGUUGACAAAGUCAGAGGUCAUACAACACCAGGUUAUAGUCCAACAUGUUUGUUUGAAAUCACAAGCUUUCGGAGCACUGCUGCUUCGUCAGGUGAAGUCACAACCCUCUGGUCCUGAAGGAAAUGCUGUUGUGAUAGUAGAUGCAUUAUUUGAAAUCUUCCAAACUACCCUAGAUUCUGGAAAAGUCCCAGCCAAUUGGAAAACCCCACAUGAAGGAUCUCCUUGCAUUGGAAGCAGUUCAGAAAAAGCUCACUUGGCUAAUUCCUGGAUGAAGAUUCCACAAUAGGAGUAAUAUUGGACUCAAAAAGAUUAACUCAGUUUGUCUGCACAGAUGUUGCCAGACCUGCUGAGGUCUUCUGCACUUUGCUUUUAUUACAGGGAUUGAAAGAGUUAUCUUUUGAGAAAAGAUGAGUAAUUUGGAAUUGGUAGGUUCAUUGGAGUUUAAAAGACCUGAGAGAUGAUACUAUCAGAAUAUAUAAAAUCCUUAGGGAACUUGAUAAGGCGGAUGCUGAAGGAUGUUUCUUGUGGGGAGUCUACAAUGAGGGGACACAGUUUCAACAUAACUUAUCUCCCAUUUAUGAUGGAGAUUAAAAAAUAAAUUUCUUCUAAGUUGUUGGUCUUUGGAAUUCUUCUUGCUAGAAAGCAGUGAAGGCUAGAUGAUGUGUAUAUUCAAGGCUGAGUUAGAAAGAUUUUUGAUUGACAGGGGGCUCAAAUGGAUGGAGGGGGAUUGUUACCGAGAGGAGAAUUAACGGCAUAAUCAAAUCAGCAAUGAUAAAAUUGAAUGACAGAGCAGGCUGGAGGGCUAAAUGACCUAUUCCUGCUCCUAAUUCUUAGAUCUUAUUCUUCCAAGUGAAUGUUUGGGUGGAAGUGAGAUGGCCGUGUUGGUUGGGAGUUGGCUGAUGGUUUAUGAGCACUGUCUCAGUUUUAGUCUUCCAGGUGUAGUCCACUGAAGGUGGUCAGGGAUUGUUGGCUCAAACAGCUGACCUCUUUUCUCUCUCGCAGAUUGCCCUUGUUGGGUAGAAGGUUAUAACACCAGUUUCAGUGUUUAAUUGGGUAUCAGCUUUCCAUGUGUUGAUGUACAUAUAACAGACUCUCCAUAGAGGAAAUUGCCUUUGUCUUUGAAAUGUUGUCAUUAUGAUGCCAAUAAAGGGGGCUGCUCACCCAGUUAAGUGGGGAGUAUUCCAUCACAAUCCUGACUCAUACUUUGUCGAUUGUGGACAGGCUUUGGGAGUCCACAGUAUUUAAUUAGCUAGUUCAGUCCAGUUCCUAGUCAAUGAUAGCCCCCAAGAUGUUGAUUCCGGGAGUCAAUCCUGAUAGUUUUUUUUUCCUUUUUUUUCAUUCAAGGGAUGAGGGCAUCACUGGCUAUGCCAGCAUUUAUUGCCCAUCCCUAAUUGCCCAGAGGACAGUUCAGAGUCAACCACAUUGCUGUGGGUCUGGAGUCACAUGUAGGCCAGACCAGGUAAGGAUGGCAGCUUCCUUCUCUAAAGGAUAUUAGUGAGCCACAUGGGUUUUUCCAAUGGAUUCAUGGUUGUCAAUAGAUUCUUAAUUCUAGAUAUUUAUUGAAUUCAAAUUCCACCAUCUGCCAUGGCAGCAUUCGAACCUGGGUACCCAGAAUGUUAGAUAACAAGGUGUAGAGCUGGAUGAACACGGCAGGCCAAGCAGCAUCAGAGGAGCAGGAAGGCUGACGUUUCAGGCCUAGACCCUUCUUCAGAAAAAAAAACCAGAAUGUUAUCUGUGUCUCUGGAUUAACAAUCCAAUGAUAAUACCACUGGGCCAUCACUUCCCCUUAGUGAUAGUAAUACUGUUGAAAGUCAUGGAGAGAAAGUUGGAUUCUCUCUGUUUGGAGAUGGUCAUUGCCUGGCACUUGUGUGGCACAAAUGUUACUUGCCAUUUAUCAGCCUAAGCCUGAAUGUUAUCUCGGUCUUGCUGCAUUUGUGAAUAACUUGCUUCAAUAUGUGAGGAACUGCAAUUGGCAUAAAGCAUCAGCAAGCAUUACCACUUCUGACUUCAUGAUAGAGGAAAGGUAAUUGAGGUUAGAUUGGAAAGACAGGGCUUGUUUGUACUGGUGUUUAGAAGAGUGAGAGUUGAUUUGAUUCAAAUGUAGAAGAUCCUGAAUGGUCUUGACAAGGUUGAUGUGGAAAAAACAUUUCCUCUUGUGAGUGAGUCAAGAACCAGGGGACACAGCUUUAAAAUCAGGGUCUUUCUGGACAAAAAUGAGGGGAAUUUUUUCUCUGAGGGUUGUGUGUCUUGAGGACUCUGCCUUAAAAGGUGGUGCAAGUGGAUACUUUUAAGGUGGAGGUGAUUGAUUCUUGAGAACAACAGAAUUGGAGGUUAUCCGGGCAGAUGGGAAUGUAGAAUUCAAGACACAAACAGAUCAGUCAUGAUUCUGAUGAAUGGUGGAGCAAGUUUGAAAAUCGAACAAGAUCCUUCUGCUUCUAUUUCAUGUGUUUGAAGCAGCUGAAGAAAGCCUAGGACACUACGUGAGGAAUUCCCACUGUGAUGUCCUUGGACUGAGAUGAUGUAGCCUACAAAAUGAGAAUCAUCUUCCUUUGUGCCAGUAUGACUCCAGGAUGUUUAGAAUUUUCCCCAGAUUCCUAUACACUUUUUUUUAGGACUCCUUGAUGACUUCAGUCAGCAUUUGACUAAUUGUGCCAAAGGUGGUCAUACUCGCCUCAAUUCUGGCAUUUAGCUCUUUUGCCCUCGUUUUGGCCAAAGCUGUAAUUAAGUCAGGAGCUGAGUAAUUCUGGCAGAAUCCAAACUGAGCAUCAGUGAGCAGGUUAUUGCUGAGUACCUGCUAUCUGAUGGCAGUGUCAAUUUCCUGAUGAACAAGAGUAGACAGAGAGCAGUAAUUGGCUGAGUUGGGCAUUCCUGGCUAAUUUUCCACAUAGUUGGUUAGCUGCCAGUGUUGUUGCUGUACUGGAACAGCUUGGAUAGGGGUGUAGCUAUUUCUGUAGCACAAGUCUUCAGUACUGUUCCUGGCAUGUUGUCAGGGCCCAUAGCUUUUGUAGCAUCUAUUGCCUUCAGCCUUUUCUUGAUAUCACCUGAAUUAAACUGAAUUGGUUAAAGAUGACACCUAUGAUGCUGGAGACCUCAGCAGCAGGUUGAGAUGGAUAAACUACUCGACAUUUCUGACUGAAGAUUAUUGCAAAUGCUUCAGCUUUUUCUUUUGCAUUGACGUUAUAGGCUCCCUAAUCAUUGAGAAAGGGGAUAUUUUUAGAGCCUUCUCCAGUGAGUUGUUUCAUUGUCUACUAUCAUUCACAACUAUAUAUGGCAGGAAUAGUAGGAGCUGCCGAUGCUGGAGAAUCUGAGAUAACAAGGUGUAGAGCUGGAUGAAUACAGCAGGCCAAGCAGCAUCAGAGGAGCAGGAAGGCUGACGUUUUGGGCCUAGACCCUUCUUCAGAAAAUCAGGAGAUGCUGGCGCAUUGCUGCGAGUGUGUGUUUCAGGAGUCGCAGGGAGAAACGCUUCUGAAGGAUCUCAAUGUUCUGAACGUAGACAUUGUCACGGUUGGGUCUAGGCCCGAAACGUCAGCUUUCCUACUCCUCUGAUGCUGCUUGGCCUGCUGUGUUCAUCCAGCUCUACACCUUGUUAUCUUAUAUAUGGCAGGACUAAGGAUCUUGGAUCUGAUUCAUUGAUUUUGGAAUUGCUUAGCCUGUCUAUUGCAUGCUGCUUCUGCUUUGUCAUGCAAAUAAGUCCUGUGUUGUAGCUUCACCAGUUUCACACCUCAUGUAUAGGUAUAUCCAGUGCUGCUCCUGGCAUGCCCUCCUACGCUUUUUAUUGAACCAGAGUUAAUCUCAUUGCCUAAAUAAAAGUGAAAUACUGUGUAUACUGGUAAUCUAAAACAAAUGUAGAAAAUAGCAGCGAAACUCAGCUGGUCUGGUAGCAUCUGUGGGGAGAGAUACCCAACAUUACAAGUCUAGAAGGACUUCUUCAGAGCCCAACUGGACUUGAAACAUUAAUGCUUUUUCUCUCCGCAGAUGCUGCUAGACCUGCUGAGUUUCCACAGUAUUUUGUUUCAAUCCCACAGUUUGAUGCAUUGGUAGAGUUGGGGAUAUGCUGGGCCAUGAAGUUACAGACUGUGGAAGAGCAUAAUUCUGCUGAUGCUGAUAGCCCACAGUACCUCAUAAAUGCCCAACAUUGAGUUGCUAGAUCUGUUUAGAAUCAUUCCCAUUUAGCAUGGUAGUGCCACACAACACAAUGGAGAGUAUCCUAACUGUGAAGACAAGACUUUAACUCCACGAGAACUGGAUGAUGAUCAUGCUCACUGAUACUGUCAUGGACAGAAAGACGUGUAGAUUGGUAAGGAUGAAAUCAAGUAGUUUUUGCACUAUUUGGUUCCCUCGCCACCUGCCAUAGAUCUAGUCAAGCAGCAGUGUCCUUUAGGACUCAAAAGCUCAGAAGGUAGUGUUGCUACUGAGCAACUGUUGGUGACGGACUUUGGACUUCCCCAUCCUAAUUACAUUCUGUGCCCUUGCCACCUUCAGUCAUUUUUCAAUUGGUGUUCAACAUGAAGAAGUACUAAUUAAUCAGUGGUUUACUUUCCCAUCUUUGACCUGAUGCCUUGAGACUUCACGGCGUCCCGACACUAUGCUCAGGGCAAUUCCGUCCCAAUUGUAUACCACUGCCACCACUUUUGGUGAGUUUGUCUUGGCAGGGCAGGACAUAACCAAGGAUGGUGAUGGUGCAAUGUAUGUUAGGUAUCCUUCAGUGUGUUUGACAAAGUAAAAUUAUUGCUUGGUUUUGGACAGAGGGUGCCAUUGUCAUUUCUGAUGUCAAGGUCAAUGCUGAGGAGUCUGUCUAGUUUAUUCUUAUUCAACUUUUCUAAAUAGCUUGAUACAAAUCAAUGUCUUUCUUGGACAAUUCAGAGGGCAGUUAAAGAUAGUCACAUUGCUAUGGGUCUGGUGUCACAUAUAGGCCAGACAGGGCAGGGACAGCAGAUUUUCCUAAAAUACACUAAUGCCCAAUUGGGUUUUUAUAGUUGGGCAGAUCUCCCCUCCAUAGAGAAGCAGAAUAAAAAGCCAGCACUUGUUCAAAUGCAAAUGAACAGUUUGGCUGUCAGACCUCACUGCUGUUUUUUUCAUAGCAGUGGGUUGCUGGGUUUAAUUUCCACAAAAUAAAAGACUGAAAUUAUUCAAUGGGGCACCAUGCCAAAGAGUAAAUUGUCCAAUCUGUCAUAUUCUUCACUGUGACAGAUUUGAAUUUCAUUGUCUGAGAUUUUCAAAAUUUGAGCAUAGGUACAAACAUAAAUUGUGUGUGGUGUGCAUGCAUAAGUGAACGUGUGAUUUUGUGUAUGCACAUCUAUGUAUGUGUUUUCAUGGGUGUACAUUUAUCAUAUUGUUACAAACUUGUAAUAAAGUAUUUCUGUCUCCGAA